AUGGUCAAGAUGGUCAAUCUAAAGAAGCGAUCAGCGACGCCUCCCUCAUCGUAUCCUAUCACUCCGCCUUCUACCUGCGGUCCACACAAACGCGUCCGUUUCGGCACGGCAGAGCUCAUCGAUACCAACGGCUUCAGGGACCUGCGGCAUUCCACUAUCUCCAAGGAAGGCGAGUCACCGAGUGGCUUCUUCGAGGACCCCAAGGAAGGUUCCGAUACCGAGCUCUUCGACAUCAACGACUACAAAGAGAGUAGCUCCUUCACAGACAACAUCGCUACAACAUUGUCUCCAGCAUCUACCCCGUCUCCCGUCUCCAUCCUCUCAAAGCACGACCCCUUCUCCUCCCUCGCACUCGCCAUCGACGCCCCCAGCUCCACUCCCACCCCUACCAUCACCGAACCCUUCCGUUUCCUCGACCUCCCCGUCUCCAUCCGCAACAGAGUCUACACCCACCUCCUUGUCAUCCCCGCCCUGAUAUGCGUCCGCCAAAACCACACCUCCUUCUCCGACGAGAGAAAGGCCUUUCUAUAUACCGAAGGCCGUGCCUGCCUCCCUGGCAUCGCCUACGCUCUCCCCCAACUCGUCGUCUCAGGUCCCAAAACUCACUUCUCGCGCUUCCGCCACACCAACAUUGCCAUACUGCGCGUGAACAAGGAAAUCUUUGCCGAAGCUAAAGCAGUUCUGUACGGUAAAAACGACUGGGAGAUUGUGAGACCGACAAAUGAACUCACGCCCCCGCCCGACUAUAGUGUUAGAUUGUUCCCGCAGGGAUGUCAGCGCUUGGUUACACGGCUGAGUAUCAAGAUUCGAUCCUUCUACGAUCUGGAGUGGUUGCUGCUUGGUGGCGGGUGCAUUGACAUCAGGAGGUUCUACCGCGGUCUUGUUUGUCUGACGCUACUUCUUGAACUAGAGGAUGUAGGUAAGGGCUUCGGGAAGAAUUGGGCCUGGAAGUCGGGCGAGAAGUCGGCGGGCUAUGUGCAGCGUCUGCAGGAUGAGAUUGCCAAAGAACUUUUUCGGAAGGUAAAGGACAAGGCCAAGGAUACCAAGAUUGUGCCGGCUUGGAUGAAUCUGAGGAUACUGUUUGACGGUGAGAGCUAUACUGCACGGGUGGUUGGUCACGAGGUCAAAGCGGCGGAGCAGGUAAAGCGAGAGGAGCUGACGCAGGGGAUGAUGGAGUCUUGGGAGCUGUUCAGGAAAGGUGGGAAGUAA
Messenger RNA from Pyrenophora tritici-repentis Pt-1C-BFP, 1209 nucleotides. The record is from RefSeq and is a predicted model, not a curated record. Lineage: Eukaryota; Fungi; Ascomycota; Dothideomycetes; Pleosporales; Pleosporaceae.